ACACUUGCAAAUAUACACAUAUGCAUGCACGCAGGAGUUUGUUGUGUCGCGUCGCGCUAAAUCUACGAAACGAACGAAAAAAUGUUGAAAAAUUCUAUGCUCGCGCUCAAUGUAAGUUCCAAUUGGUGAUCAAUCGCUAAAUAGUGAAAAAUAUGUCCAAUUGGCUUGAGAUCAACUUAACUGUGAAUAAAUAUAAUUGACAUUUCGAUACAUACACAAACAUACAUACAUGCAAACAUAUCUGCGAAGGGGGCAGAACACUGAAAAACUGGUAUAUAAAAGACGACGCCAAAUGAAAAAGACAGCGCGCGCGAGCGAGAGAGAUAAAACAGUAGUAGUAUACUUCGGGUAUUAUUUUUUGCUAAUAGCCAAUUGCAUUGGUAAAACGAAAAUUUGCCCAAAAUCAAAGACACGACAUUAUCUCUAACGUAAUGUCACAACACAAUAAUCAACCGCAUUCGCAUCAGCAUCAACAACAUCUCCACUACUAUCAGCAGCAGCAGCAGCACCAGCAACAUCAGCUACAGCAACAACAGCAACAGCACCAGCAGCAUCAGCAUUUACAACAUAAACAAAUACAGCAGCACAGUUGGUACUCACAUGUUGCUUCCUACCCGCCCCAACAGCCGCACCCGUAUGCGACACCUUGCAAGAGCAGCAACAACAACAAUCACAACAACAACAAUAACAUUAUGAAUGCUUACGAAGCGGGUGGGACGCACUAUUACGGGGCUGCUACGGCUACUGCUGCUGCGGGGGUGGGAUAUAACCUUGAAGCUAAUACUGUGGCCUAUGCGCACAACCAGCUGCUGCAAUACCAGCAAGAACAACAACAACAGCAGCACCAACAGCACACCAGUCAACGCUCGUAUAUGCCGCACAGCAUAAUGCACAGCUCCUAUCCAUAUAUUAAGAGCGAGCCAUUGGAGCUGCCCGACGAAAGACAACGCCAUCAACAACAUCAAACGCAGCAACAGCAGCAACAACAGCAACAGCAACAGCAGCACCUACAACAACAUUUUCAAAAUCCAAUGGCCCCGCCGCCAGCACCCGCCUCCAAUCGCCACACGCUUGAUGCUAGCGGCGAAAUGAUAAUAAAAUCGGAACCCAUUGAGGAACAUGUGUUUAAGUCCAACUAUAUUGAUGAUAAUACGCCCUUUGCCGAUUUUAACAAAUUUCCCGAAUUCGGCGACGAAAUGCUGAGUCCAAAGGUGGAGCUAACUGUAAAGGAUGAUGCCUAUGGCAACCAAAAGAAUCCGCUCAGCUUUCCUCGCCGAAAGCUGCAAACGGAACGUUCCUCGGAAAGCCUGCCCAUCUGCCAACGCUGCAAGGAGGUGUUCUUUAAGAAACAAAUCUAUUUGCGGCAUGUGGCCGAGAGCAGUUGCACGAUCCAAGAGUACGACUACAAGUGCAACAUCUGUCCCAUGUCCUUCAUGGGCGCCGAGGAUAUACAGAAGCACAAGCAACUGCACCGCGCUGACAAGUUCUUCUGUCACAAAUACUGUGGCAAGUACUUUGACAAUAUUGCCGAUUGCGAGUCGCACGAGUACAUGGAACACGACUACGACAGCUUUGUUUGCAAUAUGUGCUCAAUGACAUUUCCUACGCGCGAACAGCUUUACGCCCAUUUGCCGCAGCACAAGUUUCAGCAGCGCUUCGAUUGCCCGAUUUGCCGCUUAUGGUAUCAAACCGCGCUCGAGUUGCACGAGCAUCGCCUAGCGGCCCCAUACUUUUGCGGCAAGUACUAUGCAGCAGCACAUCAGCAACAGCAGCACCAGCAGCUGUCGGAGCAGAGCAACUACAAACUGCAGGAUUGCCACAUGGGAACGAUAGAGAUGACUGCGUCUCAGCAUAAAGCAAAUGCGCUGCCUGCCACGGCGGCGCUUAGUUCCUUGCUACAUCAGCGUCAAGCGAAUGCUGAUGGUGGCGCCUCCCUCUUUGCCUCUUCCUUAAAGAACGAGCCGAGUGUUAAGCUGGAGCGAAGCUACAGCAACUCGACCAGCGAGUCCGGAUAUAGCAUGCACGAGAACAGCGGCUACAACAAUGCAUAUGGGAGUGACAACUCGCUGCAUGCGAGUGGUGUUGCAAUCGGUGGACCGCAGGCACAUUCCUCCACGCUGGAUGAAUCGGAAGAUGCGCUGUGCUGCGUACCAUUGUGUGGAGUGCGCAAAAGCACCAGCCCUACUCUGCAGUUCUUCACGUUUCCCAAGGACGAGAAGUAUCUGCAUCAAUGGCUGCACAAUCUCAAAAUGUUUCACAUACCUGCGUCGAGCUAUGUCAGCUUUCGCAUUUGUAGCAUGCAUUUUCCGAAGCGUUGCAUAAAUCGCUAUUCGUUGUGCUAUUGGGCAGUGCCUACGUUCAACCUGGGCCACGACGAUGUCGCAAAUUUGUAUCAGAAUCGAGAGUUGACCAACACAUUUACCACCGGAGAGGUGGCUCGGUGCAGCAUGCCCAAUUGCACGAGCCAGCGUGGCGAAAGUAAUCUCAAGUUUUACAAUUUUCCGAAAGACAUCAAGAGUCUGAUCAAAUGGUGCCAGAACGCACGUCUGCCCGUCCAGGCCAAAGAGCCGCGUCACUUCUGCAGUCGGCACUUCGAGGAGCGUUGCAUUGGCAAAUUCCGACUGAAACCCUGGGCUGUACCUACGCUCCAUUUGGGAGCUCAGUAUGGCAAGAUUCAUGACAAUCCGAAGAAUCUGUAUGUUGAGGAGAAACGUUGCUGCCUGAACUUUUGUCGCCGCAGUCGCUCCUCGGACUUCAACAUGUCGCUUUACCGGUUCCCCAGAGAUGAGGUAUUGCUGCGUCGCUGGUGCUAUAACUUGAGACUCGAUCCGGCAGUGUAUCGUGGGAAAAAUCACAAAAUUUGCAGCGCUCACUUCAUUAAGGAAGCCCUCGGCUUACGGAAAUUGUCGCCAGGCGCUGUGCCAACUCUACACCUGGGCCACAGUGACACCUUCAACAUCUACGAAAAUGAACUGUGGCCUCCUCCGACGGCCUCGACGCCCACCCAUCAUAAUCAUCAUCAGCAGCAACAGCUGCAACAACACCACAUGCAGCAGCAUCAACAGCAGCUGCCGCAGCAGCAGAUUCAUCACAAAUACCAGAGGCACUCUGCUGCGUCCACUUCCUCGUCGGCCAGCUCUACAUCCCACUAUGUGGAUCCGGAGCUAAGUGCCUCCUACAUGGCCAUGGGCAUGGGCUCUGGCAAUUCAACCUCUGGACUGAAUGUGAGCGACAGCAUGGACGUCUGCUGUGUGCCCAGCUGCGAAAGCAAGCGACACAACAAUGAGAACAUCACAUUCCAUACGAUACCUAGGCGCCCGGAGCAGAUGCGCAAAUGGUGUCACAAUCUGCGUAUACCCGAGGACAAGAUGCACAAGGGCAUGCGCAUAUGCAGUCUGCAUUUCGAGCCCUAUUGCAUUGGCGGCUGCAUGCGUCCGUUCGCGGUGCCAACGCUGCAUUUGGGCCACGAUGAAGAGGACAUUCAUCGCAAUCCGGAUGUAAUCAAGAAGCUGAACAUACGCGAGACCUGUUGCGUGGCAGUGUGCAAACGCAAUCGGGAUCGGGACCACGCCAAUCUGCAUCGUUUUCCCAGCAAUGUGGCGCUGCUAACCAAAUGGUGUGCCAAUUUGCAGCGCACUGUUCCGGAUGGGAUCAAACUCUUCAACGAUGCUAUUUGCGAGGUUCAUUUCGAGGAACGGUGCUUACGUAAUAAGCGGCUAGAGAAGUGGGCAGUGCCCACUCUUAUGCUCGGCCACGAUAACAUUCCCUAUCCUCUUCCCACUCCAGAGCAGGUGGCCGAGUUCUAUGCUCGACCAAGUGCUCCAAACAAUGGCGAAGAACAGGGUGAAUGCUGUGUGGAGACCUGUAAGCGCAAUCCCAGCGUGGAUGACAUCAAGCUCUAUCGACCGCCGGAGGAGUCCCAAGUGCUGACCAAAUGGGCGCACAAUCUGCAGAUAGACAUCGCUCAGCUGCCUUCCAUGCGCAUCUGCAAUCUACACUUCGAAGCCCACUGCAUAGGCAAGCGAAUGCGUCCGUGGGCCAUACCCACGCUCAAUCUUGCCACUAACAUAGAGAAUCUCUUUGAGAACCCCGAGCAGCAGAUGCUGUACAAGCGCCGCACCUCCCAUCUCAGCGGGCAAAGAGAAGGAAGUGGUGGAAGCAUUACCAAGCCCACCUGGGUGCCACGCUGCUGUCUGCCCCACUGCCGCAAGGUGCGCGCUUUGCACAACGUCCAACUAUAUCGGUUUCCCAAACUCAAUCGCGCCACGUUGGCAAAGUGGGCGCACAAUCUGCAAGUUCCGAUGGUUGGAAGUGCUCAGAGACGUCUCUGCUCCGCGCACUUUGAGUCUCACGUCCUUAGCAAGAAGUGCCCAGUGCCGCUAGCGGUGCCUACGCUCGAUCUCAAUACUCCACCAGGUUACAAGAUUUACCAAAACCCAGCCAAGAUCAAAGCAAACAAGCUGUGCAUGCAACGCGUCUGCAUUGUGGAGAGCUGUCGUCGGCAGCGUGGCCAGGGUGUCCAGCUCUUCCGGCUGCCCCACAACCCCACCCAGCUGCGCAAGUGGAUGCACAACAUACGCAUGCGACCGCGCGGUGCCAUGCGACAACAGUACCGCAUCUGCUCGCGGCACUUUGAGACGCACUCGUUCAACGGCAAGCGCUUGAGCACUGGCGCCAUUCCGACUCUCGAGCUGGGCCAUCAGGACGACGACAUCUAUCCGAAUGAGGCGCAGUCGUUUGUCGAGGAGCACUGCGCUAUCGAGGGCUGUAACGCCUCCAAGGAUCAGCCGGAUGUGCGGCUCUUCCGGUUCCCCAACGACGACGAGGAUCUGCUGUGGAAGUGGUGCAACAAUCUGAAGAUGAAUCCAAUUGAUUGCAUUGGCAUGCGCAUCUGCAACAGGCACUUCGAGCCCGAUUGUAUCGGUUCCAAGCAUCUCUACAAGUGGGCCAUUCCCACGCUGAUGCUUGGACACGACGAUGUCCAGAUUGAGCUGAUAUCGAAUCCGAAGCCGGAAGCUCGCUACGUAGACCCAGUGUUUAAGUGCUGCGUUCCCACCUGUGGCAAGACUCGCAAAUUCGAUGAGGUGCAAAUGAACAGCUUUCCCAAGGAUCCGACCCUCUUCGAGCGCUGGCGCCACAAUCUCCGACUCAACCAUCUCAAUUUCAAGGAGCGCGAGCGCUAUAAGAUUUGUAAUGCUCAUUUCGAAGACAUAUGCAUCGGCAAGACGCGCCUCAACCUAGGCUCCAUACCUACACUGGAGUUGGGACACGACGAGACGGAAGACCUGUACCGUGUGAAUCCCGAUGAGCUGCAGAGCAAUAUGUUUGGACGGCACCAGCGCGUGGGUAUUAAACAGGGGGAGCACUUUACUAGACAGGUCAAGUUCGAGCGAUCCACGCCCCAGUUCACGUGUUGUGUUCGCAGCUGUCCACGCAACAAAUGGGUAGAAAGCGGUGCCCGUUUGUUUCCCUUUCCCACGGGCAAGCAACAGCAGAACAAGUGGCGUCAUAAUCUCCGACUAAAAGCUGGCGAAGUGGAUAGGACGACACGUGUUUGCAGCGCCCAUUUCAAUCGCCGCUGCAUUGAUGGCAAACAGCUAAGAGGAUGGGCCAUGCCCACACUGCAGCUGGGUCACCAGGAGACGAACAUCUAUGAGAAUCCAAAGAACAUCCCGGGCUUCUUUACUCCCACCUGUGCGUUGGCCCAUUGCCGCAAAAGGCGGAGCAUUGACAAUGAUUUGCGCACCUAUCGCUAUCCGCGCAAUGAGGAGCUGCUUGAGAAGUGGCGUGUGAAUCUCCGCCUCGCACCAGAUCAAUGUCGCGGUCGCAUAUGUGCGGAUCAUUUUGAGCCCAUGGUGCGUGGAAAGCUAAAGCUAAAGACGGGGGCAGUGCCGACACUGAAGCUGGGCCACGAUGAGGGCGUAGUCUUUGACAACGAGGCUAUUAAGGCAGGCCUGCAGCAGGAGGAGGAGGAGGAGUAUGAAGGUGGAGAGGUGGCGAACAGCUUGGACUCGCUUGUUAGGGUGAAGAAUGAACUAAAUGAGGAGGAUCAGUCAAUGGCAAACGACGAGCAGACAGAAGAACAGGAUGAUGAUGACGAGGAGCAGACCAAUCAUCAAUCAGAAGAAGAGGAGCAGCAAGAGCACGGCUACUUUGAUCCCUUGGAGCUUGUAGAGACUUUUGCAGAGCAGCACAGCGAAGAUGAACAGCUCUACAAUAACGAAGAUGACGAGGUUGAUGACAAUAUGGAAGAGGAGGAUAUACCCGGCAACGAUGAUGAGCUGUUGCUCCCCGAUACUCUACCUAUUCAAAUAGCUCUUCCUCCGAGACGUCAGAAGAGAACUGUGAAUAAUGUGACGCCCAUAUGCUGCCUUAAGCACUGCCGUAAGGAGCGUACUGCUACCCAUCAGCUAAGCACUUUCGGCUUUCCCAAGGAUCCGCAGCAACUGUUCAAAUGGAGUGUAAACCUGCAAAUAGAUAUCGACGACUGUGUUGGGCGUGUUUGCAUUGAGCACUUCGAGGCGGAGAUGUUAGGCACGCGCAAGCUGAAGCAGAACGCGGUGCCCACCUUGAAUUUGGGCCAUGAUACACCCCUUAGCUAUCGUUGCAAUGGCCAAGCUGCGGACAUCCAUGAUGCGCAAUCACAGCAGCAUUCGGUUUUUCGGCUUUGGAGCCUGAAACACUGUCGCAAAAGGAAAGAUUCGUUGACGACGACAGCGACGCCAACGACGCCAACGACGACAGUGACGACAGCGUCGCCAACGACGACAACGACGCCAGCGACGACAACGACGCCAGCGACGACAACGAUGCUAGCGACAACGACGAUGCCAACGACGCCAGCGGUGACAACAACGACGACGACAAUGCCGGAAAAGUCGCCAACGACAAUGACGACGGCAACGACAAUGACGACGGAAACGUUCCCAACGACGAUGACGACGACGACAGCGAAUCCAGCAGCGAUGACUAAGCGCGUGUGCUGCGUGCCCAGUUGUAGAAAGGAAUGGAAGCUGCAUGCCGCUAACCUGCGACGCAUGCCAAGAGAUCGUUUGUUGCUGCGCAAGUGGCUGCACAAUUUAAAGCUGCCUGCCAAUUUGAGCCACAACCAGACGUAUGUGUGCGAGGAUCAUUUCGAGGAGCAGGCAAUGUUGCCCACCUUGCGCCUAGGCCAUACGGAUAGUAACAUUUAUCGUAGCCACAACUCAAUAAAUGGCAUUGGCUGCCUGGUGCCCAACUGUCCAUGUGCUCGCCUCUAUCGUGGCUACGCCCUGCCCGAGCAUCCCCAAGUGCGAGAGGCGUGGCUGCAGUGGCUGCAACUACCGCCUCGUUCUCCCCAAUCGUCGAACCACGAGCAGCUGUGCAUCAUGCACUACAUGCAGCUGUUCGAGCAGGUGCCGUUGCCGGAUCAGUUGCCUGAGAUAGUCCUGUGCGAGCUAAGGGAAACGUACGAGCUCAUCGCCACAUCCACCAUUGCCAUGGAGCUGCGCUGUUCAGUGCCCGGCUGCCAAACCAAAUUCACAGACAACGUGCAUCUCACCAGGCUUCCAACAUGCCAACGUACCCGCGCCAAAUGGCUGCACAAUACGAAAAUUGACUACGAUCCGGAUCGCGAGCGCUCCUAUCGCAUCUGCCUACGGCACUUCGAGCCCCAUACCCUGGGCGCAGUGCGUCCUAGGCUAGGAGCGGUGCCUACACUGCACCUCAACCACAACGACCCGGAUAUUCAUAAGAAUCUUAAGUUGGAAGACAACGCUGAUGGCGCACUAACCCAGCAAGGUGUGCCUCUUGAAAUGCCGCUACGAAUCAAGACGGAGCUACCGCUUUACCUCUCCGUCAGUCCGACGGCCAGCGCGAGCGCAAGUCCAAGUCCCCGGGGUAAACUGCGCACCUGCUGCAUUGCCAGCUGUGGCCAGCAGGAGAACGCACUCACCCAUCUGUUUCGCUUUCCCACUAUCGAGACUGCGCUGCGCAAGUGGCUGGUGAACACGCAGCAGCAGCCGCGUCUCGUGGAUACACAGCAUCUGUUUGUGUGCCAGGAACACUUCGAGCCAGACGCCAUUUACAAGAGGCAGUUGCGCAGCUGGGCGGUGCCGACGCUGAAGCUGGGUCACGAUGGUCAUAUCAUACCCAAUGCUCGGCACAAUGGCAACAUUGCUGACAGCAAGGAGGAUAGGCAGGCGCUGCAGUACAUCUAUGCGAACUUCUGCUCCGUUCUCACCUGCUUUCAGCAGCGCAGCGACCAGCUGCGCCUCUUUGCUUACCCUACGGAUCGGCCCACCCUGCGCCGAUGGGCUGCCAAUUGCAAGCAUCGUUCCAUGCAGGCAAGCAGCGAUGGAUUUCAGGUGUGCCAGUCUCAUUUCGCGGACGACUGCUUCGACCCUGAGUCUGGGCAACUGAAGGAGGAUGCUGUGCCCACUCUUGAACUGAGCCGACCCAUCUACGAGAUGCGCUGCUUAGUCAAUGGCUGCAUUGUGGAGGAGGGUGCAAGGCGUCCUCGCCUUUUUAAAAUGCCAAAGCGGACACAUCAGAUGGAGGAUUGGUGUCAUAACCUGCGCAUUGAUGCGGCGUCUUUGGUGGGCCAGGAGCCACAUGUCUGUGAACGGCACUUCGAGGCGCACUGCUUCAAUGCGGACAAGCUGUUACGCCAAGCUGCACGACCCACACUUCAUUUGGGCCACGAUGACCUGCUAGAUGUGCUGCCCAAUCCGGCCAGCUGGGAGGAGGAAGCCCACGUAUGCGUUGUGCCCAGCUGUGGACGCUCGAAGGAUGCGGAUAACGUGCAGUUAUUCGGGCUGCCAAAGUCUAAGUUUCUAGUAGAGAAAUGGCUGCAGAAUUUCCGCCUCGAUCCUAACAAGGUUCCAGUGAAAGGCCGUCGCAUAUGUAGCGUGCACUUCGAGCCCAGCUGCAUAGACAGUGACCGACUACAUAUAGGCGCCAUGCCUACACUCCACUUGGGUCACGCUGAGACGGAUAACAUACACGAAAGCAUCAAAGAGCUGCCAAUGUCGGCUCGGUCCGGGCGUUUCCGUAUCCACUGCGACUGUUGCUAUCCAGAUUGCGUGGAACUGCAAAAGGGCUUUCAAAAAAUUACCUACGAUUUGCCACAAGGGCUGGCACUGCGUGAAACAUGGCUGUCGUAUCUGGGAUUGGAGGAACACGAUCAGCAGCAGCCGCUCAAACUCUGCCCGCUGCACUUGAUCAUGCUGUACGAGGAGUUCCCUGAACAAUCGGCGGAGGAGGAACUGCUAACAUCCAACUACGAAGCUGCUCGCAACAGUGUGCGCAUUCGCAUCGCCAGCUGCGCUGUGCCUGGCUGCAGGACUCUAAGGCCGAGAGAUGAGCAUUGCCUGCACUUGUCGCCCACACGACGUGAUGUGCUCGAGCUGUGGCUGGACAACAUGCGGAUGCCUUACAAUGAUAAUGAGCGUUACAAGUUUCGGGUGUGCGGCAGGCACUUCGAGUCCAAUUGCCUAGUGGAGAAGGCGCGACGACUAAAACCCUGGAGCGUGCCUACGUUGGAGCUGCCAGAGCCACCAGUGCAUCAGAAUCCUACGGAGGAGCAGUGGCAACGCAUGAAUGAGCAACUAUCAGCACUGCAGGCAUUGGAAGCCAGUGUUGAGCUGAAUGAUAAGCAGAAGCAGAGGGAAAUGCGGAAUAUAAAAUAUGCGAUGCAUAAGCACCAAAUACUGGAGCAGGAGAAUGACCAGGGGCAGGAGGACGAGCAGGAACAGGAAGAGUCGCAAAUCAAACUGGAAUCACAGGUCAAGCAGGAGCCUCUAUCUGUGUACGAAGAUGACUAUUAUGAAGAGCAGCCGCAAGAGAUGCAGGAGCUGGAGGUGCUACUCGAGGUGGGGCACGUAGAGAAGUGCACCACCUAUGAGCAGAUGGACACAGAGCCCUCCAUAAGCUAUGCCGAACAGCCGUCGCAUAAUCCUUCAGGUUCGUCACAUCCACCAGGUAGCGGAGCAGUAAACGGCAAUAACUCUCGCUACAGCGCGAGGCAUUGCAGCGUGCGAGGUUGCGGUGUGACGGUGCUAGAUGUGGACGGCAAUCUGAAGUUGCACAAGUUCCCCACAUCGAUAGAUGCUAUGGAAAAGUGGAUGCACAAUACCCAGGUGGAUGUAGACACCAACUAUGCGUGGCGCUUUCGCAUUUGCAGCUAUCAUUUUGUCCCUGAGUGCUUCAAUGGAUCGCGCAUUAGACGUGGAGCCAUGCCCACGUUGCGUUUGGGGUCCCGACGUCCUGCGCGUAUCUACGAUAACGAAUUCAAUGUUCAGCAGGAACAGACGGCAGCGAAUGCAGUGGAAGAGCAGUCUCCACUGCCUACUGAGGACUCCAAGCUUGACAUCAAAUUGCGCCUGCCCUGUCCCGCUCCGCCUCGCAAAUCCAGCAAGUUCUGUCAGAUCGAAGGCUGCUCGAAUCAUCUGACCAGUGAAAAUUUGACUCUUCACAAGUUCCCACACUCGGCGGACAUGUGCGCCAAGUGGCAGCACAACACGCAGGUGCCUUUCGAUCCAGAGUAUCGUUGGCGCUAUCGCAUCUGCAGCGCACACUUUGAACCCAUCUGCCUGGGCAACAUGCGACUGAUGCAAGGCAGUGUGCCCACCCUGAAGCUAGGGCCCCGCGCACCUAAGCAGCUCUUUGACAAUGACUUUUUGGUCAUUGGCUUGCGCUCGGAUAAGGAUAUGCAUAGCGAACAAAAUUUCACUGUAAAGCAUGAGCAAGCGCAGCCAUUCGAGGAGGAUGAUUCGGUGCAGGCACAGAAGCAGGAGGCGGAACAGGAACAGGACUUAAGUAUGCUAGAACCACAACUCCAAUUGCAUGAAGGUCAGGAAGAAGCGGAACAUGAGGACAAUUAUUUGAACUGCAAUAACAAUUGGAAUGAGCGCAGCAUUAAGCAGGAGAAGUGCAGCGACAACAGCUACUAUAAUCCGGUCAAGUCGGGCUAUGACAAGUGCUCCCUAAUCCAUUGUCAGCGCCAGCGCUCACAGCAUGGCGUGCACAUCUAUAAAUUUCCACGUUCCCGCCAGCUUCAGCAACACUGGAUGCACAAUUUGCGUAUUCGAUACGACGAACGGCGACCAUGGAAGACCAUGAUAUGCAGCGCGCACUUUGAGCCGCGAUGCAUACGACUAAGGAAGCUCCGUCCCUGGGCAGUGCCUACCUUGGAGCUGGGCGAAAAUGUGCCGGAGCAACUCUACACGAACGAGCAAAGCCAGCAGCAGAUGGAGGUGGGUAGCGACGGUGAGGCAGACGGCUAUGAUUAUGAUGUGGACGAUACUAUGUUGGAGGAUUACAACGAUGAUUACGAAGACAAUGGGUCUGAGCAGCUGCCUGCGGAACCACAGCUCAAACGAGAGCGUCCUUCACGCUGCGAUCCCUGCCCUCCUGGCCAGUUGCAGCCAUGGAAAAUAAAACAAUGCUGUUUGCCCCACUGUCGCAGGCCACGAGGCGAUGGCAUCAAACUCUUCCGACUGCCCAACAACAUUGGCGCCAUACGUAAAUGGGAGCAAGCGACAGGCAUGCGCUUUAUUCCAUCGCAGCGGAACACUAAGCUCAUCUGUAGCCGUCAUUUUGAUCCGCAACUGAUUGGCGUUCGUCGCCUCUUCACCAAUGCCGUGCCAACAAGGAAUCUUGGUCCAAAUAUUAAAGAGUCGGAGCUGCCUGAGUUACCGGAAAGUACUCCACGCUGUUGCAUCACUGACUGCGAACACAAUGGAUUUGUCAAGCUGCAUAAGUUUCCAAGUGAUCCUUUGCUGCUUCAUCAAUGGUGCCAAGCCCUAGAUUUUCCGGAUGUACAACGCUACUCUGGUAAACACAUUUGUGCAGUCCAUCUACCUGCGAAGGCAUUCAGUUGCCUCAUUUGUGGCGUUGAGGAUGUGCAGCUGCCCAUGCAAGACUUCCCCGAUAACCGCAAUCAGCGAGUCAAGUGGUGCUAUAAUCUUAAAAUCGAACCCAUUGCCAAGUGGGACAAUACGAAACACAUCUGCUCUAAACACUUUGAGAGUUAUUGUUUCAUAGAGCCGGGUCGUCUGCUCCCGGACGCAAUGCCUACAUUGCAUUUGACGCACAAUGAUAACAACAUAUUUCUCAACGAUUAUGUUAUAAACAAUCCUAAGAUGCUCUGCAUCAAGGAUGAGCCCCUAGAAAGUGACGAUUUGAUGCUAUAACAAUAGCACUCUUAGCCGAAAGUAUCAUUUUAUUACCCCAUCAAAACGGUAAUAUCAGCAGGUCGUCACCUUAAUACUUAUAAAAACUAUACUUCGAAAUGUGGUCAAGGGAGAUUGCUGUCAAAUUUUGCAGGUUCAGCCAAAACGCAUUUCUUGAAUAUUUGACUUUUGGAAUAAUUUGGCUACAAUUCGAACGGUGCUCAAUAACAGCUCCUCACGGAAUUCAGGAUGUUUAUCUAAUAUAUGUUUGGAGUAGAAGUGUCACGUCCCAAUGUCUAUAAGCCAUUUCAUUUGAACUUAGUGUUAGUCUCAAAUAAUUUAAAAAUAUUUAAUAUAUAUAUAUAUUUAAUCACUCAGUA
Drosophila mojavensis is the source of this 12532-nucleotide messenger RNA. RefSeq lists its product as uncharacterized. Bases 432 to 12173 code for a protein of 3913 amino acids. Gene Ontology annotation, molecular function: sequence-specific DNA binding. The transcript is spliced from 9 exons. NCBI's taxonomy places the organism in Eukaryota, Metazoa, Arthropoda, Insecta, Diptera, Drosophilidae. The record is from RefSeq and is a predicted model, not a curated record.